CUUGACUGGUAACAAGGGGAAGAUUAAAUCUGAAGUUUUGUUGUUGGACCCGGUGACCUUGACCCUGGGUAUUGUGAGGAAUUUGUCGGCCAGCUGGUAUAAGGGAGCUCCAGAAACGGACAUCUCUGGUACCAUGGGAAAUGUUGCGGUGGGUUUGAGUCAGGGAGACUUCAGCGUGAUCAUGAAGUUGCUGAAUGAGAACCUGACUGAGGGUCAACCCCCACCGGGAGUCGUGUCCAAGCCGGGUGCGGACUCCCCUGAGGUCAAGGAACAGCCUGUGAAGAAGGGUACAGCUUCCAGCGUGUCAGCUGCCCAAGGGGAAACUAAAGCCAUUACAGCUCCCAAGAUACCCGCUACAACCGAUCAAUCGGGAAGCAAGCUGAAAUUUGGCUUCAAACUCGACUCAGUCUCAGCUAGUCUGUUCUCUGGUGACACAGAGAUGACAAAAGAGGUAUGUGAACAUGACCGUGCCAAGUGCCUGGGGAAGUUUGAACUGGCAGGAUUCCUCGUGGAGGGAGAGAUGAUGAAUGACAACAGCAUGAAGGUCAAGGUCAUUCUGAAGGACACGUCCUUGGAAGACAUGAGACCACCCAAGCAGAAUGGAAUUACCAGCACUAUUGAGAGAAGCCCCUGGAGCAGGAUGAUUCAGAGAAGUAAGAGUGGGUCCCACUCUGGCUCCGCCUCCCCAAACAUGAUUGACGUCAGCUUCAUACAGGCCAAGAACCAGGAUAAGAAUGUUGACGUGAAAAUCAACAGCAUUCAUGUGUGCGUCUGUACAGAAUUCCUCAUGUCCAUUGCCGAUUUCUUUGUGAAAGGCAUGCCCCCGGCCCCCAAAGAGCCACCCCAGCUGCCCAGUGCUAAGAAAGGGGUCAAGAAAGCUCCAGUCAAAGAGAAGCCUAAGCUUGCUCCGCCUCCAGAGUCGGAGAUGUCAAUCACUGUCAGUUUGGGCCGCCCUGACAUCAUUCUCAUUGAAGACCCAUCCAGUUAUGACAGCAAUGCCAUUAUUCUUGAGACGGAGAUGAUGUUCAAGAUGAGGGUAACACCCGAUGCGACAACCAUGGGGGGAAGCAUUAAGGACUUACAGCUUUACUCCUGUGUUUUCAACAAGAGGGACUCCACCAAAACACAGAUUUUACCGCCGUGUGAAAUCAACCUACACAGUAACGCCCCCUAUGGCCAAGGUCAACACAUGGACAUCCAGAUGACAGACAUGAUUCUCAGCAUAUCUCCAGCCACCAUCAGGACACUGACCGCUAUCAGUAGUGGACUUGCUCCCGCUCAGGAGACAGAGGAAGGAUCCAAAUCUUCAGCAGUACCGGAUAACCUGUGGGCCGUGAAGACGCUGGCAGAAACCAAUUUCUGGUUCCUCAACUUUACAGUCCCGGAAGCAGAGGAUGCUGCUGCUGUUGAACUAGAGGCAUCUGGUGAGCAACCUGUGGAAGAAGAGGAGGUAACUCACGGGGAACAGGGGCCAGCGCAUAAAGAUGUGCUGCUCCUAGCAGCCCCAGUUAUUGUUGUCAAGCUGGAGGGAGGCAUUGGGAAGAGGACUGUUCCUCUGCUGAUAGUUGAAACUGGUUUCCAGGGAGAGGUCAGAGACUGGAGUUCAGAGCUGCAUGUGGAGAGCACAGUGAACCUGGAGGUGGCUUACUACAAUGAGGCGCUGGCCGUCUGGGAACCCGUGUUAGAACCUGUCCAUGAGAAUAAUAAGAGGCACAAGUGGGAGAUUGCCAUGCAGGUGGCCCAGAACAACGAUGUUCUGCUGAUUGAUGAGGAUGACGUAGACCUUCCAAUCCAACCUCCCAAGAUGUCCAUCACUGUGAAAUCUGAAGAUAUCCUUAACACGACGAUCACUAAAACAUGUCUGGACGUCCUGUCCAAUCUUGGCAAGGCAUUCAAUGACGCCUACAACUUGGUGGAACCAACUGUCAAACCUGGCGAGGUUAUGUCCCCUUAUCUGAUUCAGAAUGACACGGGGCUGGACUUGACAAUCAAACUAGAUAACGAGUUUGAGACCGAGGACACGUUGGAAACAUCUGAGCUAGUGAAUGGCACAGUGAAUGGUCAAAAUGGGAUGCCUCCACAGGCAGACAGUGGGCGUGUCCACCUUCCCGCGGGUAAAGCUUUGCCCGUAUUUGGACGUCGUCAUAACGCCUUGGUGCGCAAAGCGUCCAUCAUCAAGGCCACUCAGGAGGGCGAUGAGAAGAAGAUCCUGUUCCAGAUCGAUCAGUUUGGGGUGACUCGAGAGGUGACCAUCAACCGGGCAGAGAAGAAGCUGUUUGAGAUCAACAAGAAGACUGAGUACCCGGCAGGUGACAAGUGGGCAGUGCUGGUCAGUGUGGAGGCCUCGUACGGGCGCAAGACCAUCUCCCUCAGGUCGUUAGUGCAGGUGCAUAACCACAUGUCCCAGGCUGUGGAGGUGUUUUACAAGAAGGGGGAGAAGGACCUGGUGAGCGUGGGGCGGGCCGACCCUGGUAAAAGCCUGCCACUUCCUCUCCCAGCUCUCUACACCUAUACUAGCGAGAUCUACUUCAAGCCCGUCAGCGACAGGUACGGCAUUUGUACAAAUGGGGUAAACUGGAGAACCGCCUCAGAGAGUGGAUUAUUCCCCCUUACCUGUGCAACGAAGGACGGUCAUGCGUCGUUCUACAUGAACGUAAAUCCAACCCCAGAGAAGGUUCUGUUUGAAGACUCUUCAGAGAUGAAUCGAGAGUGCCUGACCCUCAAUCUCCACCCCACGGUCAUCCUACACAACUUGUUGCCCUUCUCCUUGAGCUGUUUGCUGGAGACCAAAAUUGAUGGUGGGAGUCAGGAUGCCACUGAAGAGGUACACCUAGACAGGGGAGAGAACUACGCUCUGUAUAACGCCAGUGUGAACAAGUCAUCCAUGGAGUUCAAAAUGAAGUACAGAGGCCUUCAGUGGACAGGGCGCAGACAGAUUCAGGCAGAUGUCCCCGAACUAUCCAUCUGGACGUUUGAAGCAACCAAUGAGAAGGGAGAGAAAAAGCAUUUGGACCUGGGUCUUCACAAUAAACAGGGCUCAGGAACUUUGGACAUCUCUCUGUACAGUCCUUACUGGAUGAUCAACAAGACGGGCAUGCCACUGGCUUACAGGGGUAACGAUGCCGAGGUCACAUUGGAACACCCUGCUGACUACAAGGACAUUGUUCUCUUCUCGUUCAAGGCAAAGUCAUUGUUCAGCAAGAAAAAGGAUAAUAAGGAGAAAAAUGGGAAGGGUACAGUAUCGGAGAAAAAAACCAAAGUCAAAGAAAUGAAACAGGCUGGUAAAGCAAGUCUGAAAAUCCGCGAUUCCGAAUGGUCAGACAAAUUCUCUCUGGAUGUUGUGGGCAGCUCUGGAACUGUCCAAUGCAAAACAAAGACGGGCUCAUACGAGUGUGGUGUCCGUAUUGACAUGACGAGUUCUGGCCUGAGCAAGAUUGUAACCUUCACUCCAUUCUACAUGCUGGUCAAUACGACAGAGACAACAGUGAGUUGUAAAGAGCCUGUGGACUCCGCCCUCUGGCUGGAUGUAGCCCCGGGGGAGUGCCUUCCGUUCUGGCCGCAGCAAACCGGGAAGGAAAUGAAACUGAAAGCAAAAGUGAAACUGAGUGAUGAAGAGACAGGGCCGUUUUUAAUCAACACUGCUCAUACGACCCUUCUGAAGUUGGAUAAUGAGUACGGAGGGCUGGACGUGGAGUGUCACGUGUCAGAGUCGGCCAUGGUGACAACAAUAGGGCCAUACAAACAUGGCUGUGCCUCCGUUCUCCUGGUGAAUCAAGCUGAAAACCUCAGCAUCUCUUUCUCUCAGAGUGGUGUGGGCAAGACGCACAGUCUGGGAGGCAAACAGGCUGUUCUGUACACAUGGGAGGAUGCCCUGGGGAAGAGAGAGCUGGUCUGGUCAUGUGGGGAGAAGAAGGAUGAGAGAAAUGACCUGACAAAGGAUGGGUGUGGUGAUGUGUUUUACCUGCCAGACUGUAAACUGUUUUGGGUGUCCUUCCUGGACGGCCCCCAGAGGGUGCUGCUCUUCACAGAAGACAUGGCAGUCGUCGGUUUGGUCCAAAAGGAAGUGGAGUACACAUUUGAGCGGAUCGACCAGGAGAUUAACCUGUCUCUACGCGGGGUUGGCCUCUCCCUGGUCAACAAUAUCAACCAGACAGAGGUGGCUUUCAUGGGAAUCACAAGUUCUGGAAUUAUCUGGGAGGAGAAGAAGAAGCGGUACAAGGCUUUGAACCUGAAGACUCUCGUUAUCUUAGAGGCUGCCUACCAGAAAUAUCUGAUAGAGCUGGCUGCUGGCAAGUCACCGUCAUCCAGGGUCACACUAGAAAACAAGAUGGAGGUUGACUUUGAAGAGAUGCAGAUGUACAAACCACACAAGCGAGGCAUUCGACGCAGUUUUGUAGAGGGGGUCUGGGUGCAGUACAAGACGUCACCACAUCAGUUACAGCUCCAUGCUAAAAUCAACAGAUUACAGUUUGACAACCAGUUGGCUGGAGCUGUCUUCCCCACAGUUCUCUCCCCUCUUCCGCCACCCAAGUCCGUCGCUGCUGACAGCGUGCCCAAACCUUUCACAGAAGUCAGUCUGAUGUUGAGCAAGCAUGAGCAUAGUCACAUGACACAGAUCAAGUACUUCAAGGUACUGAUACAGGAAAUGGCUCUGAAGGUAGACCAAGGCUUCCUGAAUGCCAUCAUUAGCCUGUUCUCCGCUGAUGUCCCCAUCUCAAGAGAACAAGAGACGAAGCAGUUUGAGGAGGACUGGAAGCAGACGAAUCUCCCCCUGGUGGAGAUAGUCGGGGUUUCUCUGUCACAUGGCAAGAAGAACUUCUAUGAUCAUUUGCACUUCUCCCCCAUCAAGGUUCACCUGAGCUUCUCAUUACAAGGGGGUGGGGAGGAUGGGGACAAACCCACGGCAAUCCAGGCUAAUGUCCUUAACGUCUUCCUCCAGAGCGUGGGCGUCGUGCUCACAGAUGUCCAGGAUGUCGUAUUCAAACUCGGCUAUUUUGAGAGGAACCACAGUUUUUACAACAACAGUCAGCUAUCAUCAGAGAUGACAAGUCACUAUGUAGGACAGGCCAUCAAGCAGAUGUACGUAUUGGUGCUGGGCCUGGACGUCCUCGGCAACCCCUUUGGUCUCCUCCGGGGCCUCACCGAGGGGGUGGGGGAUCUAUUCUACGAGCCAUACCAGGGAGCCAUCCAAGGUCCGGAGGAGUUUGCCGAGGGUUUGGCCCUAGGGGUCAGGAGUCUGUUUGGACAUGCUGUAGGCGGAGCCGCAGGAGCAGCCUCUCGCAUAACAGGCACCCUGGGUAAAGGAAUAGCCGUGCUGACGUUUGACGACGAUUAUCAGAAGAAGAGACGCCAGCAGCUGAACAAACGGCCUGCCAACGCGAGGGAAGGAUUUGCCCGUGGAGGGAAGGGACUCAUUAUGGGCGUUUUUGAUGGGGUGACGGGCAUUGUUCGUAAACCCAUGGAAGGAGCCAAACAGGAGGGUGUCGGAGGAUUCUUCAAAGGGAUGGGGAAAGGCCUGGUGGGCGUGGUGACUCGACCCACCAGCGGAGUGAUCGACUUUGCCAGCACCUCAUUGGACGGAAUCAAACGAAUUGUGGAUUUAUCAGAUGAGAUAAGGAGGUUGAGGCCGCCUCGACGCUUCCACAAAGACCUCAUCAUCCGACCGUACAUCCACACAGAGGCUGAGGGCUACGCUAUACUACAAGAGACAGAAAAAGGACGCUAUGUGGACGAUGACUAUGUGGCUCAUGCCGUCGUCACCAAGGACGGGAAGAAUGUCCUAGUUGUCACCGACAAGAGGAUUGUCUUCGCCUCCAAGGGAGAGCUUCUAGGCCAAUGGAACUGCGAGUUCACUUACACCUGGGUUGAUCUCAAGGAACCCCCCAGGGUCAUCUCCAAGGGCAUUGAGGUUGUCCUGAAGGAUAAGGAGAAGAAGAAGUUUUUGUUUGGAGGCAGCUCAUCCAAGAAAGAAAUACACAUCACUGACAAGAAGACCGCAGAGUGGAUCGUUGAGAAAAUCCAUGAACAGAUGGAGAGGGGGCGUUGAGUUUGCCUCAGCCUGACCCGAAUCUUCAACCCCCACGUCACCUCAAACAGGAUAAAAGCCAGCUUCUCUCUGUAGCCAAGUUAUGCAAAUUAUGGUUAAAUUCGGCUUUUUUGUGGAUUAUUUUUUGAGGGAGUGUCAAGUGUUAAAAUUUAACUACAAAUAUGAUAUCGUCUGUUGUAUGAUAUCGGUAUAAUUUACUGUUUGGAAUGGCAUAUUUCUGGGCUUACUAAGGCAGCUUUGAUACUCUUCUGACUGCACUCAUCGUUUUCUCUGGGAUAAAAAUAUUGUGAUCACAUAGAAAGAUGAAAGUGUGAUAAAAUAUAAAAAUGAUGUCAUGGAGAGUUGAGGUGAAUGUCCGUGAUACUCGCUUCUGCUGAGUUGGAAAUGGUGAAGACAUGAACGUAUAAAGUCAAACCCGGCGGAUUUAAAGACAAAAAAAUGUUUUGAACUGUUGAAUAUACCUGCUUGUGUAUUUAUGUACAUUUGUGGGGAAUAAUUAUAUAUGUAUGAAGCAUGUUGGAUAUAUGAAUGAUAAAUUUUCUUGCUGUUAUGUACGAUAUCUUAUUACAUAUGUGGGUAGUGUGUUUUCUUGCUGGUGUGUAGAACUAGAGGAAUCAGUAGAGAUGUAGAAAUAGUUGUUGUGUGACGUAGGAGGUAUUGAUGGCAACAUUGUUGCUCUUAUAGUGUCUUAUAUAUGGUUCUUAAAUCCCUGUAGCGAACCUGUAGAUCUAUAAAGGACUGGUUCGUCGGUACAUCCUAACUGACUAGUCACUGUGGCCACAGACCGCUGCAGUGACUACACUCCAUGGGUACAUGAAGACUGCUGGGGAAAUAACAGAAUGGCAGAAGCCUGCUUUAAGUGUACCAGAAGUUGACUAGUAGUGGGCCACUACAUGUAGCAUACCCCUCAGAAGUUACAAUGACUGUCUGGGAUAUCCUGUGUAGCAUGUGUUUCGUAGUCGUGUUCAUGAAUAUAUGCAUGUAACCCUUUUCAGGGCUCCCAACAUAAUAUGUUUUUUUUCGUUUUUUUUUUUCAAAUUUACAAAAUUGAUGAAGAAAAAAGAAUUGAUAGAAAAAUAUUUUUUCAAAGUCUAUCUGUUUGUAGAUUAAUUCUAUAUGCAAACAAAGAAAUGAUUGGAAAAAAAUAAGAAUGUUCUGACGUUGUACAAUGACAUUUAAAAAUAGACUAUUUUCACUGAUUAAUUUAAGAAUGUUUAUUGGUGUUACGAAUAUCGCGGGGUAAAUCUUUUUCUAUUUUACAUUUUGUGCAAUUUUGAGUAAGUUUAGUCAUGCAUAACAUAUGACUGUCACCGCUGAAGGAAGAAUUUGGUCAAUAUUGGCUUCCUUUUUUCUUUGUCAGGGGCCUCAAUGAAGUUUUUGGUUAUAAUUGGACUGUGAUAUGAACAGUUGUUGUUGUAACUCUAGCUUUGUUGUGGGGUUCAUAGUACCUGUGACUAUGACUGCAAAGGAAGGUUCGAUUAAUAAAAAAUGCUCUUCCGGUUUAUACAAUGGGUUGUUUAACUGUAGCUUUACUGUUUCUUUAGCGCUGUAACUUAUGUUUCUCCCCACCCCUGGGGGUGAGUAUGUUAAGGAUUUGCUUUUAAUCGUUUACAAUGCCUUUUCGCGACUGUAGCUUUGUUGUUGUUGUUGUUGUUUUUUUUUAGAUAGUAGAGUAAAACCCCAGUUGAACCUCUUGUGACUAAAAUUACAAAUUCGCAUAUGUUUAUUACCACAGAAUUGCUUUGUAUCACGUAUCAACAGUCUGCUCUGCGCGUAGAAUUAGAACUGGAUUAACAGUUGUUCAGUAUCAUACAAAAUGUGCAAUAGUUUGUAGCCUUGUAGCAUGUAACUGUACGUUCUGUCGAACUUGUCGAAGAGGUUGUCCCAAUGACGUACAUGUAUUUGUAACAGUGAGUUGAAAUUUUGACUUGAGAGAAUAUAUAAAACCGUGUGUAACAUGUGUAAAUUUGCUUUGCCAGAGAGCUACAUUUAUUGUUACUGAUCAUGCUUGACUAAACAGAAGAUUAUGGUAUAUAAGACUGAGUACAGAUUUGCUACAGUAUCUUGUGUUGGCUCCGUGGAAUCUAAUGCUAUCAGUCUGAUAUGUCAAUACUUGUACAACACUGACAAUCAACAUUUGAUCCUCUAUUCAUUUGUUCCGGUUUGUCUUUUCAUCUUUUUAUGUGACAAGAUACAUGUACCCACACCUUCCUGUGGUAUGGUUACAAGCUCUCUGCCUCGUACUCAUCCUUCCCGACCCCCAAGUACUUUGGAGAGUUGAUAACUGGGGCAAAAUCUUAAGCCAGUGUGUGUUGAAGACGAAAAGAGAAAAAAUACCAUUUAUCAAAUGUACGUUUCAAAUACCUAUAGAGGGAAUGUAUGUGAACUUUGACACAAAUAAAUCUUCCAGAUCUCUGCUUUUA
Molecule: messenger RNA, 8469 nt
Organism: Liolophura sinensis
Lineage: Eukaryota; Metazoa; Mollusca; Polyplacophora; Chitonida; Chitonidae
Product: intermembrane lipid transfer protein VPS13C-like
Exons: 55
Coding region: 134-6046 (1970 amino acids)
Biological process (GO): protein retention in Golgi apparatus; protein targeting to vacuole
Source: RefSeq, a predicted model, not a curated record